AGAGGUAUCGCCUGCAGAGUGACAGUUUUGAGGGUAUGUGGCUGCCGCUACAUGAACUGGUUGCACGUCUGAACGGUCACUUCAAGCGGGGUGCCAACAGCGACUUCAGGGUCUCCUUCGAUGGUGCACUACCACUGCAGGAAUACUUUGAGCUUGUGGACACACAUUUUAAUUUUCGCACCAACACUCUGAGGUGUAAAGAGAUACUCGCCCAGAGAGCUUCUCAGUUUCGUACCAUCCAGAAACGACUGUUGACAAGGUUCAAGGACAAAACUCCAGCUCCGCUGCUGAACCUGGACACCCUGCUAGAGGGAACCUACACUCAG
This is a messenger RNA of Candidula unifasciata, 326 nucleotides long. The record is from the annotation of a GenBank genome assembly. NCBI's taxonomy places the organism in Eukaryota, Metazoa, Mollusca, Gastropoda, Stylommatophora, Geomitridae.